Ascochyta rabiei is the source of this 1131-nucleotide messenger RNA. RefSeq lists its product as uncharacterized. The transcript is spliced from 5 exons. Lineage: Eukaryota; Fungi; Ascomycota; Dothideomycetes; Pleosporales; Didymellaceae. The record is from RefSeq and is a predicted model, not a curated record. Bases 1 to 1131 code for a protein of 376 amino acids.
AUGUUCAUCGCAGCUCACGACUACAGCUGGCUUAUCACCGAUCCCGUAGUUCACUACGCUCUCGUCGAAGCAGAUUGUAUGUUCCCGACUCCAAGCUGUCUCCGCAACGCAAAAGUCGUCCAUCGUCACGUCAUUCAAGAGCAACUGGACCACUACUGGUGCACGAUCAGUGAAGAGACCGCCAUGUUGGAGCACGAAAAGCAGGUCAAGGACGACCAUAACCGUUACAUCGCUGAACAGGUUGCCAAAGGUGACAAGUGGGAUAGGUGGGAGGUCGGCCCGCCAACAAUCAUCAACAUCAACAACAACUUCAACAACUUCAUCAACCCUACCUUCGUCGCCUUCGCCUUCCUCUCCACCUGCACCACUUCUCCAGAAAUACCUGGACUUGAUGUAGAGCUCUUGGCGGCUGAGUAUUGCCCCACGGCGGCGUCUGAGAUCUCCAAUAUCGAACGUGCGUUCAGUCUCCAGCUUAUUCUCUGCGUCACAAUCUCUCUCGGAUUUAUCAGCUGGAUGCUCUUCCGAAUUAUCCGCUUCUUCAGAUCUCUUAUCCAGUAUCUCUCCAGAACCAAGGCUUCUCUUCUUCCUCGCUGCGACCUUCCUCCACCGAUGCCCAGAACGCUCACUUCUCGACACUAUGUCACACCGAAGACGUCCUCCUGGCCGCCACGAACCGGCAAUUAUUCGUCGUUGCAAGAUGCCAUCUCCGCUGCCCCUGCCAAAAAUUCUGCUUUCCUCUCGCCUGCCGCGCAGGUUGACGAUGCACCUCGCGAGCGUGACGACCUGUCCCCUUCGUCUCCUCCUACUUCUCAGGCUCCGAUAAGAUCCUUGGAGCCUUCAACGGUCAACGGUACUGAACUUGCACCCUCCACAGCAGCCGAAGAAGAGGAUGAGAUGUGUACCAUCAUGGACGACAUGCUCACCGAGUGGGAGGCCGAGGCUUCCGAAAGUCCCCUGGAGCCUUCGACGGGUAACGUCGACAUCUCCGCGCCGCCUGUCGAUCAGGAGACUGCUCCCUCGGCUGUAGCUGAGGGCGGCCAGCUGAAGCGCAAGAUCCACCCCUUGCGGAAGAGGAGAGGUGCUGCGCCACAGCCUGCUGCGCCGAAGCUCGGUGGCGAUCAAGCCGAGUAG